Molecule: messenger RNA, 1098 nt
Organism: Pogoniulus pusillus (Red-fronted tinkerbird)
Lineage: Eukaryota; Metazoa; Chordata; Aves; Piciformes; Lybiidae
Gene: CLDN25
Product: claudin 25
Exons: 1
Coding region: 64-738 (224 amino acids)
Biological process (GO): cell adhesion; bicellular tight junction assembly
Cellular component (GO): plasma membrane; bicellular tight junction
Molecular function (GO): structural molecule activity
Source: RefSeq, a predicted model, not a curated record
CCCACGGCCACUGCCCAGGCCAGCUUAUCUCAGCCCAGCGGCAAGUUCGAGGGCGGCAUCAGCAUGGCUGGGAGUUGGCAGGUGAAGGCACAGGCAGGGGGGAUGCUGCUGGCCCUCUUUGGGUGGGUCUCCUCCUGUGUCACCACCUUCGUGCCCCUCUGGAAGAACCUCAACCUGGAGCUGAACGAGAUGGAGAUCUGGAACAUGGGGCUCUGGCAGGUCUGCAUCACCCAGGAGGAGGGGGCGGUCGAGUGCCAAGCUCAUGCCUCCUUCCUGGCGCUGCCGCCUGAGCUGCGCAUCUCCCGCCUCCUGAUGUGCCUCUCCAAUGCGCUGGGGCUGCUGGGCUGCCUCCUUGCUGCUCUGGGGCUGGAGGGCUGGAGACCCUGUGAGGACAAACCUGGGCUGAAGCGGCGGCUCCUGCUUGCCGGGGGAGCGGCACUCGGCAUAGCAGGGAUGGCCACCCUGGCACCGGUCUCCUGGGUCGCCUACAACACUGUCCUUGACUACUGGGAUGACACCGUCCCCGACAUCGUCCCUCGGUGGGAGUUUGGGGAGGCCACCUUCCUGGGCUGGUUCGCUGGGGUCUUCCUCGCCGCCAGCGGGCUGCUCCUCGCCUGCAGCACCCGUCCCACGAGGACCACACCACCACCGGUCCCUGCCUGCCACCAGCUCCCUGCCGCAGGAGGCCUGGCUGGGGGCCACCACCCACACCCCAAAAAUGCAGACCUGGUCAUCUAGGGAGCCAGGGGGCUGUGCCCUGUGCGCCUGUCAGCUCUUCCUCUGCAGGGACGGCACCUGCGCGGUCCACAGGAUGAUUCGCUAACUCCUACGGCAGCCCUGCGUAUUUUCCCCUUCCUCUGUCUGCUUCACUUCUGCUUUCACACGAGCCACAGUUUUCCCUGCGGCACUCACCGAGCGAGUAUUGGAGGGCAGCGAGGCAGGGGCUGGGCAGCGCGCCUGGCACUCGUAGUGGCAUUGGUGGCAGCGGCGGUGUUGGCAUCCCCUGUGAAUGCUCCGUAGCCAGGUCGCUGUGGUCAGCAGCCCCCUGCCUGCACGUCCACGUCCCUCUGCUGUCAUCACAAUAAAUGAUAACCGCCA